CGGUCUGCCAGUGGUCUUUUUCGUCAGUUCGCCAGGUUCUGCGUAAACGGACAACUUCUCGAGCGAAAAGGUCUCAUUUUUGGAGUUCGGCAUGACCUCGAGUUGUUGUUUCGACAUUCUCGUUUUGUUUUUAUGCCGUAACAACUCGCUGAAGUGACGCUUAAGCGCGAGAAACCGGCCCGGCGCAGUUCUGUUCUUGCGCGUCUCCUUUGCUAAACUGUCAAACACUGCAGCAUUUGCUGCGAAGUGAGACAGAAAACGUGCGGAGACAGCGAGUGUCCUCCUUCGUGGCGAACUCCCGGACCUAGACAAGGGGCUUCGCACGAUGAACUACAAUCUGCAGACAGUCGAAGCUGCCCUGAGCCAGCUUUACUGCAAUACGGGUGCCGGCUCUGCAGAAGCAAAUCAGUACCUGACUGCAAUGCAGGCUUCAGCCCAAGCGUGGGACAUUGCAUGGAAACUUCUUGACAUUACCAAGCCAGUAGAGGUUCAGUACUUCGGUGCUACAACCUUGCACACCAAGAUUUCACGGCACUGGCACCAGCUGCCACCAUAUGAGUACGAAAACUUGAGAACCCGGUUAUUGCAAGCCAUGGUGGACUAUGCACGUGGCCCGAAGCUCGUCCUGACCAAAAUUUUGGUGGCAUUGGCCUCGUAUGUUGUGAACACAAUUGGAAGCUUCUGGCCUUCUGCUAUUGAUGAUCUACUAGUAUCUUUACGACCACAGGUGUUCACAAUUCUGGCACCUGACCACCUUCUGAAACUUCUUCUGGAUCUGCUGGCCUUUAUACCUGAGGAGCUACAGUCAACAGAGCAGUCGAUGAGAGGUCCAAGUCGGAAGCCACUGGAAGCAUCUAGCGACAAAAUCCUGGCCUUUAUCAACAGACUUGCAGUGCUAGACACCGAUGCCCUAGGCUGUCUCGCCUCAUGGUCCCAGCUGGCCUUCAGCUGGGAACAGCACUUGGUGUUGUUACCACGAGUACUCGCGUGUGUCCGGAAUGCAGAGUUCAGCCGCCCUGCCGUCGAACUGUUGACCGUCAUUGCUGGACAACCGGACCUUCACAAGUUCCCCAGGUUCAUCUUGGAGAUGAUUGAAUGCGUGGUACAAUUAGAUGACGUCUUCUCUGAAAAGAUGGCCUCUGGCGAUACGGAAUUGUGCGGCCACCUGUGCAGACUGCUCGUUGAGAUUGUCGAGUGCCACGCCCACAGUUUGGUGAUGAUGCUGCUCAACAAGCCUGACCACAAGCCAACGAUACUGAGGCUCUUUGACCAUCUGCUGAAGUUCACGGGGACGCCUCAACAGUACCCAGUAGACGAGACGUGGAGCCGUGAUUCCCUUCCUGCCUGGCACGCCCUUCAGGACGCAGUCUCCUUGUGCGAGGGGCCCCAACGCGAAUCCCUGCUGCUCAUGCUGCAGCCGCUCUGGCACAAUCUGUUUGUGACCCUUCUGUGCAAAGCGCAGCUGCCUCUAGACGAAUCUCAGUGGGAUUCGGAGGAGAAAGAUGCCUUGCGGUGCUAUCGCCAGGACAUUGGAGACUGCAUUAUGGCACUGUUCGACAUCUUGCGGGAGUCUUUGCUCGCAGCGCUCGCCGCUCACCUCGAACUGGCGAUGCGCGCCCUAGAAAAGGACCGUAGGGCGUGGCAGGCAGCCGAGGCAUGCCUGUUGGCACUCCAGUCCGUGGCAGAGAAUGUCAGGCCCCACGAUGAACCAUACCUGGGACCCCAGCUUAGGAAGGCGCUGCCCCAGCUUGUGUCCGACCCUCGGCUCCAGCCGGCCACCUUGACUUGCCUCGGAUCCCUCGGCAGCUGGCUACAGGACCCCCAGCAACUCGGUAUGGUGCUGCCUAUUCUUCUGGCGGGACUCGAGGCGGGACCCAAGAUGUCCAUGGCGGCCUCUCUGGCACUCAAGGACCUUGCCAGGGAUUGCCGUCAGGCCCUCGUCCCGCACACCCAACCAGUGCUGGAGGUCACCCAGCGACUUCUCUUGGGGCAGCAACUGCACCCUCCCGAGAGGGUUCGCCUGUUAAACCUGGCCGGCCAGUUGCUCGCAUCCUGGGACCUCGCACCUUCCGAGGCUUGGCUCUCCACAGUGCUGGAUUACCAGCUACAGCUGCUGCAAGCAGGCACGCCUGCAGUGGGACAGGCAUUGCAAGAACUGGCAGCGCUUGUUUCGGGACUGGCGGGCCGUGAGGAACCACCAUCGCUGGUCGAGCCAGUCAUCCAGCGAGCCUUGCCUGCACUUGGCGCCAUCGCCGCCAGGCAUGCCAGUGACGAAGGCACCAUAGAGGCUCUUUGCGAGUGCGUAAAACGAGCAGCUGUGGCACUCGAACGGCCCGCAGCUGAGCAGCUCCUCUGCCUUUUGGUCCAACUCCAAGAGGCCUGUCCCCAGGCAAGCGUUGUGGACACCUGUCGGCCACUGUUGGUGAUGUUAUCGAUUCCGAGCGACAGGCCACACCCAGCUGUUAUUCCAGCUCUCGGGAGGAUCUGUAACGCGACCUUGUUGCCAGCAUUGACAUCCUUGGACAACUUUCAAGAAAAAACAGCCGUUCUGGAGUCCUUCUAUCAGUGCCUUGGCAACCUUGCCCGCAAGGCCGUUUACGUUCUGAGCACAGAGGUUGUCAAUCUCUCCAUGGUGUUCCAGUGUGCUAUUGUGGCCAUUGGACUUCCCGAGAAAGGAACAGUCAAGGCAGCUGCAUUUUUCCUGGCUGAAGUUAUCCAGCAGAGCCUACAGCAUGAGACGCUUGUACAACUUGCACAAGUGGUGGACACUUACCGGAUGCUUAUUCUGGAGAGGUGCCUCGUGGUGGUCGGUGGUGGCCAGUCACCACGGUCAUCGGUGGAACCCAUGGCCGACGUGGUUCUGGCGCUGACCAAGCAAAACCUGCCGGCCACUAGCCAGUGUGUCUCGGAACUGCUGCUCUCGCGGCCAGAUUUCCCGAGUCCGCAGCUGAAGCAGGAGCACAGAGUGCGCUACAUGCGUGUGCUUCUUAAAGAGAGAUCCAACAAGCGCAUCAUCAAGGAGGCACUCGUGGAGAUGAGCCUAGUGUGCAGAGGACUCAUUGGCACAGAGUAUGCAGCCCAGACGACGCAGCCCUUCCCGUAGGCUGCUUGACAAUCUCUGCAAGGGGGCCAUCCUUAGGGUGUGUCGGUCAGUCCGUGCUCAACGGAAAAAGGGUCUGCGCGUAAAAGUGUCAAAUGCACAGAAAAGACGCGUGAAAGGACCGGAUGUAGCACAGGCUCACAAUAUAUGUAAUUGAAAGGAAAAUUAGGGGGGGGGGGGGGUAUCCUGUUUCAUAAACGUAUGCUUCAUUUCUGAGCGGAUUUUCGUGAAAUUUUCGCAGCUUGUGUAUGUAUGUUUAUGUGACAAUUUCAAAUAUGCGAUAAUUUUUUCUAGCACGAAAUGUAGUUUUAGAAUAUCAAAUUUUGAUCUUGUAGGAGCGAGAGAUUUUUUUUUUCCGAAAUGUGAGUUACUAAGCUAAUCAGCAUAUCCUAAGUCUGGAAUGAAAAUUGUAUGCAGUGAAACAAGAAUAGAUCUCCUAAGAUCAUUUUAAAAAAGUUGUGAUGUGUCGAACUUUUGUGAACGAGUCGGUGGGAUUUUCACUCGCGAAAAUUCAGCAUAUGGUAAUUUUUGUCUAAUGCUUGCACAAGACACAUGAAAUGUCUGAUACUUUAAACAGUAUAUGUUGCACUACAAAGAUGAUCGUAUAUUUGACCUAACUGCGUCAAAAAUACGUAACCUGUGAAAUGUGCUCAAAACUAAAAAUAAUCGGUUGGGUCUUUUUUACAUAAUGACGCAAAGCCAACGGCAUCAGCAUGUCUUUUUUUUUUUUUAAUCACAGACAAAGAUUUAUUUCUGCAUGGCUGUAUUUGAAAGGUUCAUCCUUCAAAUCUCCAACUAAUAAGUGAUGUAUGGCAGUUAUGGUUGUUCGUUUAUACAAUAGACUCUCAGCAAACGGAAAUCUCUUAAAUGGAACUGCCUCUAAUAUGAUCGGUUUCGUACUUGAAUCCUGCACUCCUGUUCAUCUCUCAGUAAAUGGAACUCCUAUUAGACGGAACACAUUUUUCUGAUCCCUUCAGGUUCUGUUUAUUGAGUCUACUGUAUAUUCACUUGCCAACCUGCCUAUCAACAGGUAAGAACAAGUACAACACAAAAUAUGGGGGGGACAACGUUUUGUUUUGUAGUGGAUUGCCAACAUGCCUAAGCUUUCACGCUAAAAUAUCGGAGUUUGCACUACGUCCUGUCGUUUUAUGCACCUUUCCUGUGCAUUUCCAUUUUGUGCAUGAACUGUUCAGUCUGUGAUAUCAUACUUCAAACAAUGCACCUUUGUUUUGUAGAGGUGUGCAAACAUUGCUUGUGGCAACAGUCGGUGUUCCACUGAAGUGUAGUACUCACCGUUGCAUUAACCAUUGCUGUAAAAGAUCUCAGCCACGUGUCAUGUAAUCAAACGCUUCUGUGUGAAGUUGUGUGUGUGCGUGUUUGAGAAGCAAUAACAAGACUGCCCGUGCCUCGUGCACUAUUGCCAAAAUCGUCCAAGUUACGUUCGUGAUUCGCCUUAAGUUUAAUGUUCCUCCAACGUAUGUUCCAUUGAGAGUUCACUUACUGCAUGGCAGUGCUGCGCUCACGUGUAAAUUUCCGGGCUACUGUAACUUUGCUGUUGGACAAAAAUAUCAUCCGCUUGACACCGAAGCCCACAGGCAUUUUUUUUAGUACUUUGACAUUGGGCCAACUAAGGAAUAACAGUGCUAAAAUGAAAUGACAAAGUACAGCUGCUCUAUGCUUUAAUUAUACUGUCAACUUUAGUACCAGUAGUGUAGUAAGUCUGAAUACUACUAGCAGUAGUACAACUAAAGGCGUGUACUACUAGUAGUAGUACCAAGAAGUGCAGCAAGCGCACAGAAUCGCAGGAAGUGGAAGAGGCCAGCAAAUGAUGCUGCAGCUUGUAUGCACUUUUAUGUGACCGUGCCUGCGCUGCUAGAAAGUUUUGAUUUUCAGGGUGCUGAUUUGUUCAAGGGUUGGGCAGCAUUACUUUAUUCGUUAACUUUUCACCCUCUUGAAGUCGAGGCGGAGAGUUUUUGAGAAAAGUUUAGAUACAUUGGCAUGUUCUUAUACUUCAAUAACAAGGGCAGUUUUCUGCUUUUUUUUUCUUUUUUUUACUUUGCUGUUAGGUUCUCUAGCAGUUGACACAGGAAGAGGAUUUUGUUUGCUUGUUUGUGACAAGCGCUUUGGACCCGGUGAAAGUAUCAUAAUGCAGCACAGGGCAUGCCCUGUGGUCUCAAGGUGUGUGGUCCGAACAUGAGCUACUUGUCAUUGGUGCACUGUCACUGAGAAGAGGUUAGGGUAGCAUUGGUGUUGUUGAAAAUUCGUUGUACAUUAUUUUGCUCAUUAGGUGGAUGUUUGUUCACACUGCAUCACAAAGUCUGCAUCUGUACAGUUUUUGUCGAUUGCUUUCUGUUUUUUUGUACAAAUGACAUCUUUUUCAAGGAUCAACAAGCAACAGCUCUGUUGGCCUUGUUUACAUGUACAGGUUAUAAAGAUGUUUGCAACAGAAAA
Rhipicephalus sanguineus (brown dog tick) is the source of this 5551-nucleotide messenger RNA. RefSeq names its product importin-13 (gene cdm). Gene Ontology annotation, molecular function: small GTPase binding. Gene Ontology annotation, cellular component: nuclear membrane; cytoplasm. Gene Ontology annotation, biological process: protein import into nucleus. The coding region runs from base 326 to 3103 and encodes 925 amino acids. The transcript is spliced from 21 exons. The record is from RefSeq and is a predicted model, not a curated record. NCBI's taxonomy places the organism in Eukaryota, Metazoa, Arthropoda, Arachnida, Ixodida, Ixodidae.